Hypomesus transpacificus is the source of this 1621-nucleotide messenger RNA. RefSeq names its product solute carrier family 35 member G2b (gene slc35g2b). Bases 186 to 1436 code for a protein of 416 amino acids. The record is from RefSeq and is a predicted model, not a curated record. The transcript is spliced from 2 exons. Gene Ontology annotation, cellular component: membrane. NCBI's taxonomy places the organism in Eukaryota, Metazoa, Chordata, Actinopteri, Osmeriformes, Osmeridae.
GGCUGCACCUUGCCUCUUGGAGACGCGCUUCAUUCGAAGGGGAAGAUGGAGAAAUGGCUAACGCAAUGUACCAAAUGUAAAGACCAAGGAAUCAAGGAACAUUGUCGUUUAUAACUCAAAUGUUGCUUUACAAUUGAUAGGAACCUAUUUCUAGAUACAAGACAUCUCUCAACAUCUGAAGAAACAUGGAUUUACCUCCAUCCAAGCUGCAAUAUGGAUCCAAAAAGAAAGUCAAGAUCCACCCCAACACCGUCACAGUGAAAUAUGCCACCAAUUUUCCCCAGCCCGGAGAUGAGGGAUAUGAUGAUGCACCCUCAUUCGAGGACUUCAGUUCUUUCGCAGAGGAGAGCCCGAGUAAGAAACUGGUGUCUGACCCUAGUCAUAGCAGGACUUGUUUUGGCACCAUGGAGACCCGGCCAAAGCCACCGGGGGAGCAGAGAGAAAAGGGUGUGGGGGGUCAACUGGCUAGUUUUGGUGAGGCCUCAGUCUUAGCCUCAAGGGUCACCUGGAUGGCCCUCUUUGGGGCGGCGGUGGCCCACGGUUGUGUGGCGUUAAUAACGCGACUGGCUGCUGACCGUUCCAAAGUGCCCUCCCUCGAGUUGAUCUUUAUCCGCUCCGUGAUCCAAGUGCUGUCUAUCGUUGUGGUCUUUUACUAUCAGGAAGCCCCCUUUGGCCCCAAGGGCUACCGUCUUCGUCUGUUCUUCUAUGGAGUGUGCAACGUCAUCUCUAUUACCUGCGCUUACACCUCGUUCGCAAUUGUGCCGCCCAGCAAUGGUACCCUCAUGUGGCGAGCUUGUACUACUGUCUUCAGUGCCGUUCUGGCCUUUCUGCUGCUGGACGAGUGGUUAGGCUACUCAGACGUGGUGACGGUGGUGGGCAGUGUCUUUGGCCUGUGUCUGGUCAUGAUCCCCAACGUCGCUGAUGAGGAGAAGUCCAAGCUGGGCUUCUGGAAAGAGGCCUUCGGCUAUACCAUGACCGUCAUGGCUGGCCUCACCGCCGCCCUCUCCAUGAUUGUUUACCGGGCCAUCAAGGAGCGUGUCAGCAUGUGGACGGCACUUUUCACCUUUGGCUGGACGGGAACUGUGUGGGGGGCGUCUACCAUGUUCGUCAUGCAGGAGCCUAUCAUCCCCCUGGAUGGGGAGACCUGGGGGUAUCUGAUUGGGAUCUGUAUCUGCUCCACCAUGGCAUUCCUGGGGGUCUACUAUGCCCUGAACAGGUUUCAUCCCGCCCUGGUCAGCACUGUGCAACACCUGGAAAUUGUGGUGGCCAUGUUGCUUCAACUCAUUGUGCUGAGGAUGGUUCCCUCUGUGUAUGACGUCCUUGGAUGCCUGGUCAUCAUGAUCAGUGUGUUUGCCCUGACAGGCCUCAAGCUCUACAGGGUGAGCCGGGCCGUGCGCCAGGAUUACCAGGAGAUCCUGGACUCACCUAUCAAAUGAGCUCUUGGUUUGGCUAGCUGCCUAUCUGUCUGUUGGUGUUUACAAUGUUGCCCGGUACAUGUGCAAUUGAAGAAUGUUUGGAUCUUCACUUAUUGAUUUUGUUAUGUGUUGUGGAGGAGUGCCAAUUGUGUUAUGUCUUACUAUUGCGUGCAAAUAAAUACAAGAGUUGAUGUUCCACAGUGAAA